CAUCAUCGUCACUAUUCUUCGAAUACGAUGUAGCUUUAGCUCUCUUCUUCUUUCUCUUCUUCUUCGAUACAUGAGGAGUUCCGCUGACUUCGGUAGAAAUUGCACCGUUUUUUGUAGCGCCAGUCCUAUUUGUUGAUCCAGGGCUCAUGGGAUUUCGUUCAUCAUGAUUUUCCUCUUCAGAUUCAGAAUCGGAAUCAGCCAUCAUGGCACCGAAGAGAUCUCCUUUGUUGAGGCGUCCUUUCUUCUUUUUUUUAUCUUUGCCAGACAUCCAUCCAUCACCUCCGGGUCUUCCCCCCACGCGCGGUGUUUGAAACCUAGUUGUCGAGUUCCAAGUAUCAUUCUUUCUGUUCGAAGACGACGAGGGCAUACCACUUCCUAUCGUUCGGCUUUUCUUUUCGUUUCCGCCAAGAUUGCCAAAUUUUUGUUGCAACUCCCUUCGAUAUGAUGAAAUGCGUUCAUUAUAGCUCUCGUCAUCUUCAAGGAGUCCCCUACUAGACUCUUCCAAGUUAGCAAUUUCACUCAAAAUGUCGUCCAGUUGGCCGCGUUUUUUUGUUUCGGCCGGAGAGAGGAGCUUUCCACCAGUUCUAUUCAGGUACAUCAAUGGUGCCGCUUGCUUCCAAAGUUUCGCAAGUUCGGCAUGGUGCUUGAGGGGGGAUGGUGAAAUUGGAUUUUUUGCAAUGGAUUGGAGUUUGGCUUGCCGCGCCUGGAGGGAAUCAGGAACUGUUUGAUUUCCGGAUUUAAAUUCUUGGAUACGAGAGGCCACUUGGUCGAGCAGAAAGCUGACYUCGUUUGCAGUCAAACUCCCUUCGUGUACCUGUUGGCUCAUAGCAUCCUUGACCAGCCUCUUCUUGUCCGAAAUGGAGACACAUUGUUCGUAAAAAAUGCGCUCGUCUUCACCCAUUUGCCCUCCUCUCAUCAACGAUGCAUCAAGCUUUUCGAGGGGUCCUACCAAGGUUUCUUCUAUGAGAUUUAGAAGAGAUCGUUUCUGCGACCAAGAUGAAAAUUUCCACUUGAGCAUGUUUGUGAAAAGAGAAACCGUCGACACCGCAAUCUUAUACUCCAGCGAAUUGGGUGGUAGCAUGGCCGAAGAUUUCGAAGACGACGAAGUUUUCGAGUCGAUUGCUUUUUCCUCGAGGAUUUUCGGGAAGACGACGACCGUUUUUAAAUUCUUCCCUGUAUCGUGCUGAAACUUGUAGCAUCCAGCUGAUUCAACUACGCAUGAAGCACCUCGAUCUUCAAUGUAACCAGCACCACUUAAUGCCGUCGUAACAAGCUUUAAAGCUGACGGGUCGUACUUCGAUCGAUUGCCUUUCCCUGCUCCCACCACCAGCGUGACACGAAUCAUCCCUGAACCACCCAAAUCAAAGUCUUCAGAGAAGGCAUCCCGAAUCACUUGGGAGAUGGUCGUGGAAGGCAGGCCUCCCAAAUCAAAGGUUUCGCUUUCG
Pseudo-nitzschia multistriata is the source of this 1445-nucleotide messenger RNA. Lineage: Eukaryota; Bacillariophyta; Bacillariophyceae; Bacillariales; Bacillariaceae. The record is from the annotation of a GenBank genome assembly.